AUGGGAAAUAAUCCACCGAAUGGACACAUUGGAACUCUUCCUCCAAAGCCUUCUUCUUCCAAACAUUUGAGCACGGCCUCAUCAUCGGGUACUACCAAUAACCCAACCACACUCCAUCUGAAUUUAGUCGUGAAUGGCAACAUGAUGGGAACGAGCACCAAUUCAUCACCGAUUGCUCCUGGAUACAAAAACGCUAAAUCUUCACAGGAAGCAGCAAUUGGUGAAUCACUCGAAAGUCAAACAAUGAAUAUACCCAAUGAAAUUACAGUCAUGUCUUUUAGCAUCCGAAGAGAUUCUGUUUUUGAUGGAAUUAAUCAAUGGAAGAAUAGAAGAGAAACAAUAACGAAUAUCAUUUUGGAGAGUAAAGCAGAUAUCAUUGCUGUUCAGGAUGGACUUCAACAUCAAAUUCUAGAUUUAUUUACAUUACUGAAUGAAAGGCAAGAACGUUCACAAUAUUUAUGGUUUGGCCUCGGACAGAAUUAUAAUCACAAUACGAAUGAAUAUUCAGGAGAAUAUAUAACAAUCUUUUAUAAUGCUGAAAAGAUUGAGCUAUUAGACCAAGGAUGUUUUUGGUAUAGCUACUCACCCUCAACGAAAGGAAGCAGAAGUUGGGAUGCUGUGGCCCCACGACUUUGUACUUGGUGCAAAUUUAGAAAUAUCAAAUCGUCCAAACAAAGUUCAUUCCAUGUAUUUAAUACUCAUUGGGACAUUGGUGUAGAGGCUAGGAGAAACUCGGCAUAUCUCAUUCGAGAAUACAUUGAAAAUUUAACCUGUGACAAGGAUGAGGAAAAUCAAAUUAUUCAACGACCGUGUAUUGUGAUGGGAAAUUUAAAUUGCUUACCUGACUCGAAUGCAGUUCAUUUGUUGAGUACUGGAAUAGAUUUGGGAGCUAAAAACAUGGAUGAUUCCAAUUCUGACGACGACACAGCGAGCGAUGGAUCUAAUUGUGACUCAGAUGACGAAGAAGAAUCAUUUAAGCUUAUCAGUGCGGAUCCAAACCAUCACCCAACCUUUGUGGGUUUGAAUGGAGAUGGAUUACAUUCUUCCUCUUCUUCUUGUAAUACUUCCACCACCACUCCUUCCAUGACUUCUAACACAAAUCCUACCACCACUACUACUUCUGACGGAAAUGUCAAUUCUUUUUCGUAUCCUCAAAAGAUACAAGGCAAAUGUACAGAUUACAUAUUUGUUUCUCCUAAUAUUCAAGUUUUGGAUUUUAGGGCUAUCACUGAAGUGAAAUGUAAAAAUACAGGGAGAAAUGCAUCCGAUCAUCUCCCAAUCAUGGCAGCUCUGUUGGUCUAG
Messenger RNA from Naegleria fowleri, 1302 nucleotides. RefSeq lists its product as uncharacterized. The record is from RefSeq and is a predicted model, not a curated record. The transcript has a single exon. The coding region runs from base 1 to 1302 and encodes 433 amino acids. NCBI's taxonomy places the organism in Eukaryota, Heterolobosea, Eutetramitea, Acrasida, Naegleriidae. Gene Ontology annotation, molecular function: 3'-5'-RNA exonuclease activity.